Molecule: messenger RNA, 1636 nt
Organism: Seminavis robusta
Lineage: Eukaryota; Bacillariophyta; Bacillariophyceae; Naviculales; Naviculaceae
Source: the annotation of a GenBank genome assembly
CUACCACUGUAGAAAUUCGGUCUUGCAUCAAACCGGUCGUGCUGAAAGAGUCGAGUCAAGUCGAGUGCACGUGAUCUGAUUGAUCAUUCUUUAGAAGGCUAAGUAUUUUAAAAAAGGGCUUCAGCCGUGGAUACUUUCUCGGUCUGACGCACAUCCUGGCAAACAAUUUCUCGAAUUUCACUCAAAUCGGCCACAAAAACAAAACACCAUGACAUCUUCUCCUGUGUACUACCUUUCGCCGCUAUUAGCCUUCGAGUUGGGGCUACGACAGAUGCUCUUUGCUCUAAUAGUUCCACUCUUGAUAAUUUGUGGCACGGGAGAGGCUUUUUCUCUUUCUACAACAUCCGCUGUUCUUGCAAAGGGGAAAACCAGCAGCACGCAAGUAGAUAUUGCGGCACCAUGCAUCCUAGGCCCCGGAACACGCGAGGGCUUUGGCAUUACGCAUGAGUACCCUAUUAUUCCACCAGAGGGAUUAUCUCUGGCAGGCGUGGUGGAAGAGUCGACCAUCGAACGCUUACAACUGACGGCUACCAACCUUACCAUUCCCAUUGCUGUGAUGCUGGUGGAUCCCACGGCAUUCCCGUCUCUCUCCAAGGCCCGAAAAGCGUGUCGACAAGGAAGAAUUUGCUGGAAGCGACAACAACAACCAGAAGAGGAGGAUGUGUCCCUGCCUCGCAAGGCACACGUGGGCGAUCGAAUAUACCCAGGCACCAUUUUAUACCAGCAACAACGAAUCAGCCAUGGAAGCUACUCGGCAUUGUUAUCCAACCGUCCCUUGCCAGUCCAUGUGUCAGUUGUGUACGAAGAUGAUGCCUUGGCCAUUGUGAACAAGCCGCCGGGAAUGCUGGUCUAUGCCGAACGAGGGUAUCAGCGAAACACGCUCAAGCAUACUUUACCCUAUAUUCUCACGCCACCGUCUCAAAUUCCAUUGGAACAACACAAUGAUACGGCACUGGAACGACCCGAACUCUGUCAUCGACUGGACAAACCCACAGGAGGACUCGUGGUGGUGGCUAAAACGAGACGGGCUGUCGUCCAUUUAUCGCGACAAUUCGAAGAGCGAACAGUGCAAAAAACGUACACGGCUAUCCUCAAUGGCAAACUCACGACGACCAGCGAGGAAAAUUGGCAUUUGGCGGAAAAUGUCAUGGAUGGAAAACACGCCACAACCAUGUGGCGUCCCGUGCGAUAUCAAUCGUCUCCCUUGGCCAACAAUCAAACAUUGACUGUCGUGGAAUUGCAACCCAAAACGGGACGCUACCAUCAAUUGCGACGACAAAUGGCAUGGAUCCACGGUUGCCCCAUUGUCGGGGAUCCCCUAUACGGUGGCAGGUUGCCAGAUGGGAAACGCUUUGGACGAGGAUUGAUGCUCUGUGCCAAUAAGAUUUGUUUGCAACAUCCCUAUUACUCUCCUCGCUCGAACGGUGGCAACAACAAUAACCAACAACAGCAAUGGAUCCAAGCCGAGAUUGGUCUUCCCGACAAAUUCGAGACCUUUUUGGCAGCUCACGAGAACAAGUGGUGCCAUCGAGGUGCAUCGUUCGGAAACGAAAACGGAACUGACCGUUGCCGAUCCACAUGAAAUCGGCACGAUUGACGCUGCGGCAAAACCCAAGAAACGUCUCUUUCCUGGAAA